This is a messenger RNA of Drosophila arizonae, 772 nucleotides long. RefSeq names its product stress-associated endoplasmic reticulum protein 2. Lineage: Eukaryota; Metazoa; Arthropoda; Insecta; Diptera; Drosophilidae. Gene Ontology annotation, biological process: endoplasmic reticulum unfolded protein response. Gene Ontology annotation, cellular component: endoplasmic reticulum. The record is from RefSeq and is a predicted model, not a curated record.
CACGAACUGUCAGUGAGCUGUCUUCGGCUUUGUUAUACGUGUCGUACUACGUACUUUCACAUUCGUUUUGUUAUUUUCGCUCUAACCACAGUGUUAAAACGCUACAAAAACCUAUAAAAUGGCCCCACCACAGAGAAUGCGCGUCGCCAACGAAAAGGCCAGCAAGUAUGUGACAAUGCGUGGCAAUGUACCCAAAUCCUCGAAAACGAAAGAGGGACAAUACCCGGUUGGUCCCUGGCUUUUGGCAUUAUUUAUCUUUGUCGUGUGCGGAUCAGCAAUUUUCCAAAUUAUUCAGUCCAUUCGAGCUGCGUAAACCUGUACAGAUAUAAAUACAAAAUUUUAUAAUAUUAUGCUAAGCUCAGAACACACACAACCACUCUGACGUCUUCUUUCAAAAACUUUCGUAGUAGAACCUUCCCGACAUUAUGUGCAACGUCUGUAGAGAUAAAGCUCGAACGACAACCAGGCUUUUUAGUUAACUCAAUUUUUAAUGAAAAAUGUAUUUCUAUGUGCAUGCAAAAUUUAAGUUCAUAUUUUGUAUACUUUAUAUAUAAUUAAGCGUUAAACCCGAACUGUCUGUAAAAGCAUUCCCGCACACCUAUACAUUUCUUAUAUACAUAUAUGCUGAUUGUGCUAAAGUGGAAUGAACAAGUUGCAAAAACAUUAUUUUAAAAUGCUUUUGCAGCUAUUUAAAUAGUUCAAGUUUAAAUGUUGUUUUCGGCAACGAGGACGAUUAGAAGAAAAUAACUAUGAGUAAAUACAAUUAUGAAUA